CAUCAAGAACUGAAGUGUAAACAAACAAGAAAAGGCCCUGUUUCAAAUGCAAACCAUUGUAUCCUGAUCUGUUUAGGCUUACCGCUGCCCACCAGGAAGCUGAGACAAGCUUAGAGCCACCUUGGCAAUAUGCAGUACAAAUUCUGGCCAUUUUCUUCAGGCAGGAGCUGUUUUCCAACUUCAUGAGGAGAUCCUAAAGGACUGGGUACAGUCCAGGCUGCCAGUAUGCUAGAAGGAAUCUGCUUAAAACUAGCCAUUAAGAGGCACUUCACAAACUGAUACCCUGCUCUUUCAAAUCCAAGCCACCUUGUGUAGUUUAGGGGAGUUUUUUGGCACACCUUGGAUUGUGCAAAGUAGUGGUCACUGCGAGGUAAGCCUUGGUUAUGGUUCAUCACUUACAGAGGUAGGUGACACGUAGGCUUGCCAGCUGACUGAAAACCACCUUGCUAUAAUACAAAGUUAUAUAAAGGCAGUUCCUGAAAAAAUUCAUGAACAAAAUCAUACCUUAUAGCUCCCUACAAUUUUUUUUCUUUCCUCCCGUUUUAUACACCUGAGAAGAUGUGAGGACACUUGUACAACUCCUGCAGCUAAAAUCCAGUCUUUCGAGUAGAUCUUUCUCUCAGGGAAAAUCUUCUAUGAAUGGGACAGUAGUUGGUUAGACCACAUCAUGUGUACCUAUUUUUUUGGUCCACAGCUCCUGUUAUGAUGAAAAUAUCAGCCCUGUGCCUUAGAGAUUUCCUCUAAAUCAUUGGUUUAACAUGGAAGGCAUCAGUUUUAGUCUCUCUUAAAAGACUGACUUGCAUAUUCUCACGUUUUCCUGGGAGGUGGCAGUCUGGCCAGACAACAGGCAAAACUCUACUAAAUGUGAAAUGAAAGCCUAACUUAAAUUUGAGCCCUGGUUUCACCUGUUUCAGUGGAAGUGCUUGUGGCUGCACUUUAAAUAGUCCUGCAGUUCACCUCCCUUCUCCUUUUAAAGUGGGAGAGUCUAAUUACAGGGAAGGGAAAGCAGUAAAAUAAGUUCGGCUGCUGUGCACUCAGUCAGCUACUUGUGCUCUGUUACAGCAGGGUGUUACUUGGGGUACUGCAAACUUGCUGCAAAGAUGUCACGGGUGAAAAUUCCAGAGAUGGAUGAGGCAAUGCGCUCCUUCGCAGAGAAGGUCUUUGCCUCAGAGGUGAAAGAUGAGGCGAUCAGGCAAGAGAUCUCUCCUUUUGAUGUGGAAGAGAUCUGCCCCAUCUCGCGCCAGGAGAUGAGAACACACAUGAUGCUUCAGGAGAGUUCCUCCACAGCAGAAAAGCGGAGGAAGCGCAUGCUCCGCCUGAAGACAAUUGCACUGGCACUCCCUGUUGCUCAGAAGUCUAUAACCAGACUGUCCACUAUUGAUGAGGUCAUCUCUACCUCCCCCCUGUACCAAACGGUGCCUGACUUCCAGAGGGUACAGAUCACAGGGGAUUAUGCCUCUGGGGUGACAGUUGAAGAUUUUGAAGUUGUCUGCAAAGGCCUGUACCGUGCCCUGUGCAUUCGGGAGAAAUACAUGCUGAAGUCUGUGCAGAGAUUCCCCAGGACGCCAUCUCAGUACCUGCGUGCUAUUGAAGGUGAUGUCUGGAGGGCAACUGACGCUGGCCCAGUGUUCACCCCACCAGUGAAGGAUGGACAAGAUCCCUUUGAAACUGGGAAUCUCGCUGAGGACCUGGGAUACCCUCUCGAGAUGAAGGAUGGGGUAGUUUACAUCUAUGGUGACAAGGCAGCAGUUGGAAGAAAGGAGCCAAAGGACCUGCCCUACCCCUGCCUGGAGCACUUCGUUGAUGACAUGAACUUCCUCUUGGCCCUGAUUGCACAGGGGCCUGUUAAGACCUAUGCUCAUCGGCGCCUGAAGUUCCUUUCAUCCAAGUUCCAGGUGCACGAAAUGCUAAAUGAGAUGGAGGAGAUGAAAGAGCUGAAGAACAACCCCCACCGUGAUUUCUACAACUGUCGGAAGGUGGACACACAUAUCCAUGCUGCAGCCUGCAUGAACCAGAAACACCUUCUGCGUUUUAUCAAGAAAUCUUACCGUGUGGAUGCUGACCGUGUAGUUUAUGAUUCCAAGGGCAAACAGCUCACCCUGAAACAGCUUUUCCAGCAGCUCAACCUGCACCCGUAUGACCUGACAGUGGAUUCCCUGGACGUCCAUGCAGGGCGGCAGACGUUUCAGCGCUUUGACAAGUUCAAUGCCAAGUACAACCCUGUGGGUGCCAGCGAGCUGCGUGAUCUCUAUCUGAAGACAGAAAAUGCUAUCAAUGGCGAGUACUUUGCUACCAUCAUCAAGGAGGUUGGCUCUGAUCUGGAGGAUGCCAAGUACCAGUAUGCGGAGCCUCGCCUCUCAAUCUAUGGGCGAUCAGCUGAGGAGUGGCACAAGCUAGCCAGCUGGUUCAACAGGCAUCGGGUCUAUUCCCCCAAUAUGAAAUGGAUGAUCCAAGUACCUAGGAUUUAUGAUGUGUUCAGAUCUCAGAAUUUCCUCCCACACUUUGGGAAGAUGUUGGAAAAUAUCUUUGUUCCAGUGUUUGAGGCAACUGUCAAUCCUCAAACCCACAAGGAGCUGAGUGUCUUUCUACGCCAUAUCACUGGAUUUGACAGCGUGGAUGAUGAAUCCAAGCACAGCGGACAUAUGUUCUCCACUAAAAGUCCAAAGCCAGAACAGUGGACUUCUGCGAAGAACCCAUCCUAUACCUACUAUAUAUACUAUAUGUAUGCCAACAUCCUGGUGCUUAACAACCUACGCAGGCAGCGUGGUAUGAACACGUUCCUCUUCCGUCCACACUGUGGGGAAGCUGGGGCCAUCACACAUCUGCUUGCAGCCUUCAUGACAGCAGACAACAUCUCCCAUGGUCUAAACCUCAAGAAGAGCCCAGUGUUGCAGUAUCUAUACUUCCUUGCCCAAAUUCCCAUUGCUAUGUCUCCGCUCAGCAACAACAGCCUCUUCCUGGAAUAUGCUAAGAAUCCAUUGCCUGACUUCCACCAGAAGGGCCUCAUGGUGUCCCUUUCUACAGAUGACCCCAUGCAGUUUCAUUUUACCAAGGAGCCCUUGAUGGAGGAGUACGCCAUCGCUGCCCAGGUCUUCAAGCUCAGCACCUGUGACAUGUGUGAGAUCGCCAGGAACAGCGUCCUGCAGUGUGGCCUGUCCCAUGAGGAGAAAGCCAAGUUCCUGGGUGAGAACUACCAGGAGGAGGGGCCCCAAGGCAACGACAUCCGGAAGACAAACGUGGCUCAGAUCCGCAUGGCCUACCGCUACGAGACCUGGUGCUACGAGCUCAACCUCAUCGCCGAGGGCCUGAAAGCCGAGUUGUUCUAACAGGCAGUCCCUGCAGGUCUGAUACCCAGGGGUUCUUGGAGACUGCUGGGUGCUUUGGAGUCUCAUGCCAGCUUGAUACAUGCAGGGCACAGGUGAACCUGAGCAAGGCUGGAGAUGGGGUG
This is a messenger RNA of Cygnus olor (mute swan), 3448 nucleotides long. It is a transcript of the gene AMPD1, whose product is annotated as adenosine monophosphate deaminase 1. Gene Ontology annotation, biological process: AMP metabolic process; IMP salvage. Gene Ontology annotation, cellular component: cytosol. Lineage: Eukaryota; Metazoa; Chordata; Aves; Anseriformes; Anatidae. The coding region runs from base 1101 to 3326 and encodes 741 amino acids. The transcript has 16 exons. Gene Ontology annotation, molecular function: AMP deaminase activity. The record is from RefSeq and is a predicted model, not a curated record.